GGUUGGUACGGUUUAAAAGCCAAUAACUUCCACCGCUUACUUCAAGUCGUAUUGUUAUUUCUUUUUACAAGUGAUUCUUUCACAGUCAACAUGGGUAAGCCCCGUGGAUUACGUACGGCGAGAAAACACGUGAAUCAUCGUAGGGAGCAACGUUGGGCUGAUAAAGACUACAAAAAGGCUCAUUUGGGGACCCGUUGGAAGGCCAAUCCUUUCGGUGGAGCUUCCCAUGCCAAAGGAAUCGUCCUCGAGAAAGUUGGUGUUGAAGCUAAACAACCCAAUUCGGCUAUUCGUAAAUGCGUGAGGGUACAAUUAAUCAAAAAUGGAAAGAAAAUCACAGCUUUUGUACCCCGUGAUGGUUGUUUGAAUCACAUUGAAGAAAAUGAUGAAGUUUUAGUUGCAGGUUUUGGUAGGAAAGGUCACGCCGUUGGUGAUAUUCCUGGUGUUAGGUUUAAGGUUGUUAAAGUAGCUAACGUCUCCCUAUUAGCUUUGUAUAAAGAGAAGAAAGAACGACCAAGAUCGUAGAAAUGAUUUUGUAAAAUAAAAAAGUUAAAUUAA
This is a messenger RNA of Onthophagus taurus, 555 nucleotides long. RefSeq names its product Ribosomal protein S23 (gene RpS23). Gene Ontology annotation, biological process: translation. Gene Ontology annotation, cellular component: small ribosomal subunit; ribosome. The record is from RefSeq and is a predicted model, not a curated record. Gene Ontology annotation, molecular function: structural constituent of ribosome. Lineage: Eukaryota; Metazoa; Arthropoda; Insecta; Coleoptera; Scarabaeidae.